Messenger RNA from Bolinopsis microptera, 3193 nucleotides. Its product is annotated as mitoferrin-1-like. The transcript is spliced from 8 exons. Gene Ontology annotation, biological process: iron import into the mitochondrion; nucleocytoplasmic transport. NCBI's taxonomy places the organism in Eukaryota, Metazoa, Ctenophora, Tentaculata, Lobata, Bolinopsidae. The coding region runs from base 30 to 1103 and encodes 357 amino acids. Gene Ontology annotation, molecular function: protein binding; ferrous iron transmembrane transporter activity. The record is from RefSeq and is a predicted model, not a curated record. Gene Ontology annotation, cellular component: nuclear pore; mitochondrial membrane.
ACACUACUAUAUAACAAAUAAUUUGAGUUAUGGCAGUUUCGCGAGUGUCCAUGUCCUUAUCACCGGAGAACAUACAGCUACACACAGCAGCGGACAGAAGCAAAACAGCCGACAACCGAACAGACAAUUCCAUCCAACAUUCCCUCAAUCAAACAAAUCACCAUCCUCACCAGUUCCAGAUACCCGACACUGUCCACAGCUUCAUAGAGAAGUUUGUAGAGUCGGAUGACCAGUACGAGGAUUUACCAACAGAGAACAGUAUGGUACACGUAGCAGCUGGGUGUACAGCCGGUAUCGCUGAACACUGUGCCAUGUACCCUGUCGAUCUCAUCAAGACUCGUAUGAUGGCAGUCACCACGCCGAUAGAAAUGCGCUACACUUCAAUGCUCAACGCGUUCCGGUCCAUCCUGGCAACUGAGGGUAUGCGGAGUUUGUGGCGCGGGAUGCCCGUGGUGUUUACCUGUGCGGGACCUGCUCACGGAGCUUACUUCGCUUCUUACGAGGCUUCCAAGAGAUAUAUGGGCACUAAGUUGGGACGGAAUAACAUGAUGGGACACAUGAUUGCUGGCGGAGGAGCCUCGCUUGUUCACGAUGCAGUUAUGACCCCAGUUGAUGCCGUUAAGCAGAGGAUGCAGAAGUUAAAGUCAACCUACAAGUCGAGCUGGCAGUGUUCCAAGUCGAUGUGGAAGGAUGAGGGUGUCCGUUCGUUUUACAGAUCGUACGGUACGCAGAUUUGUAUGAAUGUACCUCAGCAGUGCGUACAUUUCAUGGCGUACGAGCGGAUAAAGCGAUACCUCAAUCCUAGCAACGAAUACAGACCACUGAUACACAUUGUAAGCGGGGGGAUGGCUGGUGGCUUAGCUGCUGUUAUCACCACACCACUGGACGUGUGUAAAACCCUUCUCAACACCCAACCCACGAUAUCGGACACCAAACAACCGGCCAUAAGAGGAUUAACAAACGGUCUAACGACGAUAUACCGUGUGGCCGGUCCUACCGGUUAUUUCAAGGGCUGGGCUCCCCGAGUGUUAACAAUCGCACCCUCAACCGCCAUAUGUUGGUGGAUUUAUGAAAUGUUCAAGUUUAGCUUGUCUGAUAAUUAAUAUUUUAAGUAUGUUAACUUAGUUUUUUUGUAGAUUUUGUAGUAUUUGAAGUAUAAGAAUAUAUCCGACCCGGGAUCAAGUCUGUUCUCUUGAUCAGUUCAGUGAGCCUGUCCUGAUUACAGUGCCUUGAUUCUGGUUUAUCUUAUUACAAUAAUAGUACCUGAUAAUAAGUCCUCGUUGGUGUAGCUUGUUCUUGAAGAUAUGGUGUUCUGAUAUGGAGGCAGCUCAUUUAACCGCUGUGAUUUAAUUUAUGAGUUGAAGGAAUUGCUGGGAAGUGGCCAUAAUUUCGUAAUUCUUUGGAACUGAAUUUAUAUGAAGAUAAGCCUGACCUACCGAUAAGAAUUUUGGUAUAGAUAAAACCUAGGCCCACUUUAAACUCGCUGCAUUAUCACGCACCAAAUCAUAACCUUGAAAAGUCCUGUUUCGUUCUAUUCGGCGCCACCUUUCCUAAAUCAAAAGGAAAUCAAAUCAAAUCACACGUCAUCAUAAAUAUUCCUAUAAAGAUUAAUAAACUAUAAACUAAAAUGCUAGGUAAAAAGACCCAAUUAAAAAUGCCUUCCACUACUAUUAUAUAAUAUAAGUUAAUAAAAUAUUAUCUAGGAACGUGAGGAUUAAACUUAAAAUAUUCAAUACGUGUAGUGCUUCCCAGGAAUUCCCAUUAAUGAGAGAUUUUUGAGUCAUGAGGUAAUCUCGAUCUAGAAUGAUUAAAUUAUUUCUUUAAAGAUAUAUACUUGCUCAACCUGGUCAGAUAUCCUAUAAAUAGGUUUUAAAAAUGUUACACGUAUUUUAGGACAAGAUCGAGAUUGUCUCAAUUGUACUAUGUACAAAUUAACCAACGACACAUUUUAGGAGAAGCUUCCUAGUUAGUUGAUUCGUGACAUGUUUUACACUGAGUUCAGCUAGUCCCAGAGUGGACUGCUACUGAUAACGCAACAAGCACCUUAUUUUUAAUUUAUUGCAUCUUAUUUCAAGUUAGUUAAACUUUGUUAUUUACUCCGCCUUAAACGAACAAACCAUUUAUAUUAAGUAGAUUGUUCGUGCUAAAACGGUGCUUGUUGCUGGUGAAAUGUUUCACAUAAGAGUCAACAGGAGCAAAAUCACGACAUUAUAUUUCUUUAGUUAGACUAGGGAUAUUAAAAAUUAUGGAACUAUUUUUGUGAACAUUGUUCACUGAACAAAGUGUUGUGAUUCUGUUCUACGGAAUGCAAAUGUAUGGGUAAAUUAUGGAAUUUUUAUAUCAUAUAUAUUUAUUGAUGUGAGAUGAAUUGCUAAGAUUGAGUGUAAUUUGGUUGAUGUUUUUUGUAGUCAGAAUUAGCUGCAACAGUCGGUCGCCAUAAAACCAGCAAGCCAACGUAAUUUCUAAUUAAGUUUCCACUUACACCGGCAAAUUAACAACACGCUAUGUAUUUAUAUAAGCCGACCGACUGUUCGCAAUUGAAAGGAUUGAUUUUACUGACCUAGAGGAAUAGAAUCGUGCUUACUUACUGUGACACCUUUAUCUUGAUUAAAGCACUGAUUUUUUCGUUCACAAACGAAUUUGUAUGGAAAUAGGUUUUAAGUAAUUGAUAUUAAAUAGCCCCUAGUUAUGCUUAAUUUAUGAAGAAGAAGCUGCUGUGUGUAUGAAAUGAUGCACUGCCGGUGAAGAGAAUGAGUUAUAUAAUAUGGGGAACUCCUGCGUAAUGGAGUCCACUUGCCAAUUCUACCGGCAAACAGUGGGUCCGGUGACCCUCACUUAGUGGACUACUUAACACAGCUGUAUUCCCUUGCAGUAGAAUAACACCGGGAAAUAUCGUCGUCAGUUCUUAACUUUUGGACCUACUAUCAGGACCUUUAACCUAGUUUCAGAAGACAGGACGACAUAAUUCUCCCACCCCUAUUUCUGGUAUUCGAGCCUCUGCUUUGACCAUUGGAGCUUGCUGCUGCCAGUUGUUUAAACGUGAUAAAUCAGCGACAUCAGAUUUGUCUAUUAUUGGAAAUAAAGGACCUAAAGGCCAUCUAUCUGGUCUCCAGAACAUGAUUUGAAUAACAAUGUUUAACCAAAAGUUCUGUAUUAUUUCCUUUUACAUCAGGUUUCUGAUGAAUUCGCGUAA